GGCGGCUCGGGCGGCGGGGCGGCGGGGCGGCGGGGCGCGGGGCCGGCGGCGGCAUGGAGGAGCGGCGGGAGGAGGGCGAGGCGGAGAUCCAGGAGCACGGCCCCGAGCACUGGUUCUCCAAGUGGGAGCGCCAGUGCCUGGCGGAGGCCGAGCAGGACGAGCAGCUGCCGCCCGAGCUGCGGGACGACGCGGCGGCGCAGCCCGAGCACAAGCAGCAGAAGCUGUGGCACCUCUUCCAGAACUCGGCCACCGCCGUGGCCCAGCUCUACAAAGACCGGGUGUGCCAGCAGCCGGGACUGUCUCUCUGGGCGCCCUUCCAGAACGCGGCCACCGCCGUCACCAACCUCUACAAAGAAAGCGUGGAUACCCAUCAGCGAAGCUUUGACAUUGGAAUUCAGAUCGGCUACCAGCGGCGUAAUAAGGACGUGCUGGCCUGGGUGAAAAAGCGCAGAAGAACUAUUCGCAGAGAAGAUCUGAUCAGCUUCCUGUGUGGGAAAGUCCCUCCGCCGAGAAGCUCUCGAGCCCCCCCGAGACUGACUGUAGUGUCCCCUAGCAGAGCUGCUUCCACAGAAACUAGCUCGUCUGUAGAGACUGACUUGCAGCCCUUCCGGGAAGCCAUAGCGCUGCAUGGCCUCAGCGGUGCGAUGGCCAGUAUCAGCGUGCGCUCGGGCGCCCCCGGCUCUCCCACACAUGUGAGCGGCGGCUCCAACGCUAGUCGGAGGAGAAAUGGACUCCACGAUGUGGACCUGAACACUUUCAUAUCAGAAGAGAUGGCACUCCACUUGGACAAUGGUGGAACUAGAAAGCGUAGCUCAGCCCAGUGUGGCGACGUCAUCACAGACUCUCCCACCCACAAACGCAACCGGAUGAUCUAGGUGGCGGGCGGCUCCUCGCCCGCGUGCUGCUGCUUGAAAGCCACUCGGCCCCACACGUGCCGUCGCGAAGGAGACGGAGGCCGUCUUCCCUUGCUCACUGUUUAAGAGGAGUGAAUUCUGUAGUGGUCGCCAUAAAGGAAGUCCUAGGUCUUUCCAGUAGAUGCCUCUUGUAACCACGGCUUUCUUAAACCAUGAUCCUAGCGGAGGACGCCAGAUACCGUAGUCACUAGCAAGGUCGUCAUAGGCAAGCGCAUAUCCGUUCCAAGGCUAAAAGUGACCUUACCUGUAUUUAUUCUCAAAGGGAAAGGAAAUAGCAGAUGUUUAUUUGGUUAUAGAAUGCUUUUUUUUUUUUUUCCUCUCUCGCUCCUUUUUUUGGUCCAUUUCCUGCUGUGUUGAGUAUUUUACUUAAACAGUAUUGCCGGGUUCUUAAAACUGUCUGAAACACGAUUCGGCUUCCUCGUCCAGCCUGCAGGCUUCCACUUUUUUUGUAGCAGCACUGCCCCACAUACCUGGUGUCCAUGCCGGGACAGUGUGUCCCUUCUCAUCCUGGGCCGUGCCCUGUUUUCAGUUCUGGUGAUUCUGUGAUUGAUUAAAGAGGUGCUCUGGUGGCCAGGCGGCUGAGGCUUGACAUUGGAUCGAUACGUAGAACUCUGUGGAUUCUCCUGGUGUGUGUUAGUGCUCUCAACUUAGCGAUGCCAUCAAAUGAUCCAGAUUAUCCUGUAGGCUCACAGUACUCGGCUUUAAGAUGAGGACUGCCCCUCCUCGCACAGGGCACUGUCCUUAGGGUGACGUGACAUGGACCGCCAGGGGCCUGGGGAGAGAGAGAGAGAGAGAGGUCAUGAUCUUGAGGCUGGGCUUCCUUAUGUUCAGUGUUAAGAUAUGGAUGGGACAGUACUCACCUUAUUCACGAGUGCCCACCUCCAGGUCCUACUGGGCUAGCUGGGCGGCCAAGCUGCCUUCUCUGCUGACAGUGUGACAGCUCUGACCCUCCCCCAAGGAAGCGCAGUCUGAAAUCUCAUGCUGGAAAAGAUGGAAUUCCGUGGGAGCUUCGAGACUUAGGUAGACUUACAUGAACUUCCCCGUAGACUCUAGUUUUGAGCUACACACAGCAUGUUUCACCUCCCUUUUCAUCCCUUGGAGAAUGACAGUCAUUGUAGAUGGACGGAUGUCAGCUUGCCAGGCCCUGUAAUUUAUUCUUAUCAUAUUAUAUACCAAGUAGGACAGUGAAACAUGUUUCCUUGCAAACUUGUAGUCCAGUAUCAGUUACUUCCUGUUUUGAUCUCUAAAGACCAUUGCAAAUUAGUGUGAGGGUUUUUCUAGUAAUUAUAGCACUUUGUUAAAGUCUGCAAUUUCUUCAGCCAGUUGAUAAUACCUUUUAGUGGAGAGACUUUGCUCAGUUCAUAAUACUGACCAGGUGGGAUGUGGACAGACAGAUGUUCGUGUGAACUGAAGUUCUGCUUCAGUAUCGACAGGGCCCUUAUUUCAAGCAGUCGAUCCCAUACUCAAACUAAGAAUGAAAGUAAGGUAUUGCUAAACUUUGCAAAAGUGGGGGUCCUCCCUUGUUUGCAUAGAAUAGCAGGAAGAACCAUAGCAACCUGUCACUGUGCCUGAGACGGACGGCCUGUGUGUUCAGAGCCCUUUGGCGUUUCCUUUAGGAGCUGAGACGCGUCUGGAGUUCCCUUUGUUUUCCUGUGGCGGGGUCAGAACCGCCCCGUGCGGGUCGUGAGGAUCUUGAGGAUCGUGAGGUUGAGGGACGCUUAUUUAAUCUCUCCCCUUAUGCCUUGGUUCUGUUCUAGUUCCUCUUUCCAAGUUGAAUAACUUUUUUUCUUGGUUUUUAUUUUAGUUGGUGCUCUGAAGCUUAAUCUCAGUACCCUUACUCUUGAUUGUCAAAUCUUAAAAACAUGUGCCAUUUUCUUAGGAGGAAGCAGGUCUCUGCCAGAACACAAUUUAUAUACCUUAUUGGCGCCAUUAAACUUUUAAGAAAAACCACA
Erinaceus europaeus (western European hedgehog) is the source of this 2866-nucleotide messenger RNA. RefSeq names its product HUWE1 associated protein modifying stress responses (gene HAPSTR1). The record is from RefSeq and is a predicted model, not a curated record. The coding region runs from base 54 to 875 and encodes 273 amino acids. Lineage: Eukaryota; Metazoa; Chordata; Mammalia; Eulipotyphla; Erinaceidae. The transcript has 4 exons.